Molecule: messenger RNA, 3444 nt
Organism: Colossoma macropomum (tambaqui)
Lineage: Eukaryota; Metazoa; Chordata; Actinopteri; Characiformes; Serrasalmidae
Gene: atl1
Product: atlastin GTPase 1
Exons: 14
Coding region: 134-1813 (559 amino acids)
Biological process (GO): endoplasmic reticulum organization; protein homooligomerization
Molecular function (GO): GTPase activity; GTP binding
Source: RefSeq, a predicted model, not a curated record
GAUGAGAAUGAGGCGUUCUCCUUCUCCACAGACUCUCCGAGCAUCAUCGUCGGUGUUGCCUUUCCGGCCUCCUGGCUUCAUGCUCGCUGAUUAAAUCCGAGCGCUGCUAACGCUACGCGCCAUUCCGUUCGCCAUGGUCCGGGAUAAAAAGGACAGGGACAGCUGGGGGUCAUUUGUGGAUAAGAAUGUAUAUGACUGGAGCUCUGAAGAUGAGGAGCCGGACACCAGGGCUCGGCCGGUGCAGGUGUUGGUGGUGAAAGAUGACCACUCGUUUGAGCUGGAUGAGACGGCGCUGAGUCGUAUCCUGCUGGCUGAGGAGCUCAGAGACAGAGAGGUGGUCGCCGUCUCUGUUGCUGGGGCUUUCCGGAAGGGCAAGUCUUUCCUCAUGGAUUUCAUGCUGCGCUACAUGUACAACCAGGCAGGUGAGGACUGGCUGGGGGAACCUGAUGAGCCUCUGACUGGCUUCUCCUGGAGAGGAGGGUCUGAGAGAGAAACCACCGGCAUCCAGAUCUGGAGUGAAGUUUUUCUUGUGGACAAACCAGAUGGCACCAAGGUGGCAGUGCUGUUGAUGGACACCCAGGGAACAUUCGACAGCCAGUCCACACUCAGAGACUCAGCUACCGUAUUCGCACUCAGUACUAUGAUCAGCUCCAUGCAGGUGUAUAAUAUAUCUCAGAACAUUCAGGAGGAUGAUUUACAGCACCUGCAGCUCUUUACCGAAUAUGGCAGACUGGCCAUGGAGGAAACAUUCCUCAAACCAUUCCAGUCAAUGAUUUUCUUGGUUCGAGAUUGGAGUUUUCCAUAUGAGUUUCCCUACGGUCAGGAAGGAGGGAUGAAGUUCCUGGAGAAAAGGCUAAAGAUUUCAGAGAACCAGCAUGAAGAGCUGCAGAACGUAAGGAAGCACAUUCACUCCUGCUUCACCAACAUCUCCUGCUUCCUUAUGCCCCAUCCUGGCCUCAAAGUUGCCACCAACCCUCACUUUGACGGCAGACUGAAGGAAAUCGAUCAAGAAUUCAUCAGUAACCUGCAGGUGCUGGUGCCAUGGUUACUCGGUCCCAAAAACCUGGACGUGAAAGAAAUCAAUGGCAGCAAAAUCACCUGUAGAGGCCUGCUGGAGUACUUUAAAGCAUACAUAAAGAUUUACCAGGGGGAAGAGCUGCCUCACCCAAAAUCCAUGUUACAGGCCACUGCAGAAGCGAAUAACCUUGCAGCUGUAGCUGCAGCUAAAGACCUGUACAACAGAAAGAUGGAGGAGGUGAGUGGUGGUGACCGGCCGUUUCUGGCUCCGAAUGAGCUUCAGGCUCGUCAUGCUGUGAUCCGUGAGGAGGCGCUGGCCGUGUUCCGCGGGGUAAAGAAGAUGGGUGGGGAGGAGUUCAGUCGCCGCUACCUGCUGCAGCUGGAAGCAGAGAUAGAUGAGCUGUUUGUGCAGUAUAUCAAACACAACGACUCCAAAAACAUCUUCCAUGCCGCACGCACGCCCGCCACGCUCUUCGUGGUCAUCUUUGUUAUGUACGUGUCGGCAGGGAUCACAGGCUUCGUGGGUGUGGACGUGAUCGCCAGCGUGUGUAACAUGGUGCUGGGCUUUGCCCUCAUCACGCUCUGCACCUGGGCCUACAUCCGCUAUUCUGGAGAGUACCGUGAACUCGGCGCCGUCAUUGACCAGGUGGCAGGAGCACUAUGGGACCAGGGAAGCACUAAUGAGGCUCUGUAUAAGUUGUAUAAUGUGGCAGCCAGUCACAGGCAACUCUAUAACCACGCGUUUCCCGGACACCAGUCUGACCAACACCCUGAACAGGACAAGAAGAGAAACUGACCACACGCACAUACGCAGCACGCGCACAUACACACACACAAACACAGGCUCAAAUGUACACCCACUCUGUUGCACUGAUGCUCUGGCCAUAGCACAGUUGAGUUUUUUUGGAUUGUCCAAGUGACAGUAUAUUGAGAGAGAAGAGAGAGAGAGAGAGAGGUUGGGAGAAGGAGAGGACAGAAAAAAAUCACAUUACUGCUGCAUUAGGAGCAAAUGUCAGAUUCGGUUGCCAUAGCAACGCCUGCCACUAACAGUUCAGCUGGCGAGCCAGAUGGUGAGGAGUGGGCACCCAGGUGCUCCAGGCAGCACGAGCACGAGUCCAAGACUUAACUCCGCCGAGAUGAUCACUGCUCCAGCUAAGCUGACUCAAGUCCUGCGUGGCUGCUUCUAGUCUCAUCUAGUAUCGCAUUGUUUUUAAGUUGCACAGGACAGUUCCCAGUCUAGUCUUUGCCGAUCUCUAACCAGUUCACAUUUUCGUUUUAUUGCAGCUUCCAAAGUGCUUGCUGGUUUAGGUUUGCUGAGAGGUGAACUGGAACAAAACUGAUAACCUGUCGGGAUUCCUCAAUGACUUAAUCGGGAAAUUCUACAUUGAGACACCUGAUGUCUCCUAGGAAAUGAGCUUAAAAGUGUAGGGGGUAAAUGUGGCAAGUGUUUUAUUUUAUCUAUGUUUUUUUUUUACACAAUAUCUCUCUGCAACUCUGCCAUUAAAUUCCUUAUGUUGCACUAAUGUAAGCCUCAAUAUUGUACAUAUUGUACAUGACUUUGUUUAACCAUAUUUUAGGUAUCAUUUAGCGUUGCCACUCAAGUCUAGUCGUCUCCAGUUCCCGGUCUUAUAAGUCUCUCCCCAUUUUAUGACGUCAGGUUUUAAUUUUUUAACCAGGGCCUGUAUUAGCAUGCAUUUUAAAUAGUGAGGUACCUGCGUUUAACUAACUCCAGCAGUGUAAGCCCCACAUUAUUGUUAACAAAAUCAUCUAUUUGGUAACAUGUUGCAUGUUCACCAAAAAAAUAAAGCAGAUAAAAGCCCCACAGGAUCCUUCUACUAGAAAAAAGCUUGGCCAUCAUCAGCCAGGUUUCUUCAGCUGAACACUUAUCAUUAACAUCUUACCCUCUGCAAAUUUAAGUCAAAGCCAUCAGUGUCCUGGCAAAUGAGGUUAAGUUUACGUGUGUCCUGUUGACUGAGUGAUGUUGAGUCUAUAGGUGUGCUGGUGAUAUAGCAUGGUUAAGUUAAAGGUGUCCUGCUGACCAAAUCUGGUCAAGUCCAGUCAAUAGGUGUCGUGGUAAAUGAGGUUAAGCUCAUCCUAUACAUGUCCAGCCUGGCACAGGGGUUCCAGCCUGAGGAACAGCCAGCCAGCAUUGUAGAAUCAUCACAUUUCACUUUUUUUUCCUUCACUAUGACUCAUCAUAAACUCGUGCACUUCUGCUCCUCCUGUUGUACAUAAAAUAUUCCCAUCCAUCCACAUUCACACAGCGCUGAAAGGACAAAGCAGAGACUGUGCUGAUGACCAAGGAACACACUCUCCUUGCUGGGCUACGCUCAUACUAAUUGUUGUUUUAUUUUGUAACGAGUGUCUUGUUUUAUGUUGAAUUCAGUGCUAUUUAUAAAGAAUAAAAUAUUACAUGUUUAAAAUCUA